ACUUUCUGCAGACUGAGCACAAAAUGCGCUUCAAUUAAACACAUUUCGGUUUAUUCCAGGCUGCAGAAUUUGUUCGGUUUGUAUACAUUUUUCAGCACUGCUCUGCUUUCGCUCCUCCAAACAAUCCGUUAUGGAGAAAGACACUGGUCCGGUUCUGGCGACAGAGAGGUAUGGCAGUGCAGAGUCCUGGAAGUAUUCAGCAAAGGAUGGAGUGAUGGAGAGGAGAAGAGAUGGUAGUGAAAGUGAAUCCAGAGGAAACACCGUUAUUGGAGUUUUUAAAAGUGUUUUUCUGCCUCAAGGCUACCCAGAGAGUGUCAGCAACGAUUACCUGCAGUACCAGUUUUGGGACACUGUGCAGGCUUUCUCCAGCUCGCUGUCAGGGACUCUGGCCACUCAGGCCUCUCUCAAAGGUGUCGGGGUUGGAAACCAAGAGGCAACAGUAGCUGCAGCCACAGUCACAUGGCUACUUAGAGAUGGAACUGGCAUGUUGGGAAGAAUCCUCUUUGCUUGGCAGAAAGGAAAUAAACUGGACUCAGAGGCCAAAAAAUGGAGACUUUUUGCUGACGUUCUCAACGACAUUGCCAUGUUCAUGGAAAUAUUGGCUCCAUACUUUCCUGCUUUCUUCAUUCUGAUUGUGUGCACAGCUGGGAUAUUCAAGUCCAUCGUUGGAGUGGCAGGCGGUGCAACCAGAGCUGCUCUGACUGUUCAUCAGGCUCGCAGAGACAACAUGGCCGACAUCUCGGCCAAAGACGGCAGUCAGGAGACUCUAGUCAAUCUGGCUGGACUGCUGAUUAGUUUGAUACUCAUUCCCCUGGUCACUGAUAAUCCACUACUGACUCUCAGCCUCUUCUUUCUCUUCACCGUCCUCCAUCUCUUUGCCAACUACAAGGCCGUGCGGUCGGUCGUCAUGGAGACCUUCAAUGAGGCGCGGCUUUCAAUCGUUCUGCGGCAGUACCUGAGAGACAAACGGAUCCUGAGCCCACAAGAGGCCAAUCAAAGAGAACCAGUUUUCAUCGAGUUCAGAAACACUGUGCCUAUCAAACUUGGAGUGAGGCUACAGGAGGUUCUACAGAGGCCAGAGGAACUUAAUCUAGCUUUGGAGCAAAACAACAUGCCUUACCUGUUAGGAGUUCAAAAUGGUUGUGUUUGUGUUUGUUUGCGGCCGGAAGCAUCAGUGCAUGAUGAAAUCAGAGCAAUGUGCCAAGCUGUUUGGCUCAGCAGCAAGUUGAUCACUUCAACUUCAAGAGAAACCCUGAAACAACAAAAGCAAAGUCACUGGGAAAUGGUGCACGAGAGUCACAAGCUGAUGGACACUGUUUUCAGUCCUUUUCUCAAAGGAGUGGAAGCUGCGGGAUGGGACACAAAGAGAAAUCUGUUGGACUGGGAUGAGUGGAGGGUCGAAUGGAAAACUAAAAGCAACUGAGCAAGAACAUCAAAUACCAUUUGAAAAUGUUAAUAUUUCAUUUUUUUCCCCUAAAUUUUUAAUAAAUAUUGAUAUUUUCAUGCAA
This is a messenger RNA of Labrus mixtus (cuckoo wrasse), 1508 nucleotides long. It is a transcript of the gene rusf1, whose product is annotated as RUS family member 1. The record is from RefSeq and is a predicted model, not a curated record. Lineage: Eukaryota; Metazoa; Chordata; Actinopteri; Labriformes; Labridae. The transcript is spliced from 14 exons. Bases 131 to 1423 code for a protein of 430 amino acids.